AUGAAUUUUACCACAGAGAAGGAGGAGGUUAACUUUCUCCGAAUCGAGAACCAGCGACUGAAAGCUGUCGUUGUGGAUAAAGAGGCGGAGAUUUCCAGUCAGGAGGAGAAGUUUCAGAUGAUGAAGCAGGGAUACACAGAGGACUUCCAUUACUUAUCUGCCAAAUUCCAAAUCUCGAUAGGAUCGCUCCCGAUUCAGGAGAAGGGGGUUCAGACGGACCCCACUCAUGUGGAAACCGCUGUGCAGAUCCUGACCAGCGAAGAGAUGGACACUGGAGAGUCUGCAGAGCCCACUCUGCUCCAGGCAAGCAUGGGGGAAGAUUGUAGCUUCUGGAGUAGAUUCAAAACUGUGGCAAAGAAGGGGGCUGUAGCCAGUCUGGCGGUAGUGGCCCUGGGAUACAGCCUUUCUUUUUAUGCCACAGAGACGUUUGGAUUUCAGACGUUUACCGACCUCUCUCCUUAUUAA
Molecule: messenger RNA, 465 nt
Organism: Knipowitschia caucasica
Lineage: Eukaryota; Metazoa; Chordata; Actinopteri; Gobiiformes; Gobiidae
Source: the annotation of a GenBank genome assembly